AGUGUCCGUGCGCCCAGAUUAAUUACUUUUAUCUCAGAUAGGAUGAAAGGAAUUAUAAGGGCAUUACAUGAGGGUUUUGGUGCACCACAUCACCAUCGAUAUUGUUUGAGGCAUAUAAGAGAUAAUUUUAAGAAAAAACACGGUGAGAUUAAUUUGCAAAAUCUUUUGUGGCAAGCUGGGUGUGCAACCGAUACAUUAGUGUAUGAACAUUGUAGAGAGAAGAUCAAGUCUUUGUCAUUAGAUGCACAUAAUUGGAUUGAACAUAACUUGAAGCCUCAAUUCGAGCAUCGAUGGGCAUUAUGUAAGGAUGAGGGUGUGCGGUUUUGCAUGAUGACAACUAAUUGCUCCGAGAGCUUUAACGGCGUUCUUAAAGGAGCACGAGCUAUGCCAAUACAAUCAUUGGUUGCAAGAACGUUCUAUAGGCUAAACUCAUACUUCAACAAAAGGCGUGAGGACGGUGUAGACUGGACAACGCGUUACACACCAAAGAAUGAGUCUAUUUUGCAUAGAAGAAUUGAGGCGGCAAGAUUAUGUCAAAUUACUGUAUUCAAUGACAAUGAAUGGCAGGUACAGGAUUAUGACGGUAUCUACACCGUUAAACUGUUUGAUGUUGAUUGCACUUGCACAUGUAACAUACCACAACUUCAAAAAAUACCUUGUGCACAUGUUCUUGCGGCUUCCUCCAAUCAGCCGGGUGGUGCGAGAAUUCCAUAUAAUCGGUAUUGUUCACCAUGGUAUUCAACAAUUCAUUACCGAAAGACAUACAGUGAGAGUUUUCAUCCACCCGAUGAUAGUCGGUAUUGGCCCGAAUAUACUGGACCACGACUAAUUCCACCUCAAUACAAGAGACAAGCAGGUCGACCACGAUCUGUACGAAUUAGGGGAACCAUGGAUCAAGGACGAGAAGGAAUUGUCAAGCAUAAAAAAUGUAGUCUUUGCAAACAACCGGGACAUACUCGACCUCGUUGUCCAGCUAGACUCAAUAGAUAGCAAUUAAUUGGUAAUAAUUGACAUAUUCAAAUUGUGAUUUAUUUUAAUGUAGACAAUAUAAUUAGUCGUGGAUCGGUUAUUGAUAUGUUAUAAUUGUAUGUGCAGGUAUAUACACCAUGGAGCCUGGACCGACGAGUGAUGAGGUCCUAUAUGACCAGCCUCGACACCGUUCACAUGUUAUAUCCUUGACAGAGAGAGGCCCGGAUAUUGUUAUGGUUGAUCAUAGCCUCAGCCAUAGCCGUUGGCAUCUAGAGGAUGAGCGCAUAAUAGCAGCUGUAGGACGGGCCGGCUUCUUGACAUGUUCAAAGCUUCGUUGGAUGAGGCUCGAUUGGCCCCUACUCACCGCUUUGAUAGAUAGGUGGAGGCCGGAGACCAACACUUUCCACUUCCGAAUGGGAGAGUCUACUAUUACGCUACAGGAUGUAGCUAUGAUACUUGGUCUCCGCAUAGAUGGUCCGUGCGUUACCGGCAGUGAUAGACAUUUUUGGCCGGACAAGUGUGAGGAGUUGUUAGGUGUAGCUCCAGAGUCAAUGCCUGGAGGAAAUAUUAAAUUGAAGUGGCUAAAAAAUACCUUCUCGGUGCCGUUGCCUUUUGAUGCGCCGCCAAUAUUGAUUGAGCAACAUGCACGUGCAUACAUUAU
Asparagus officinalis (garden asparagus) is the source of this 1630-nucleotide messenger RNA. RefSeq lists its product as uncharacterized. Lineage: Eukaryota; Viridiplantae; Streptophyta; Magnoliopsida; Asparagales; Asparagaceae. The transcript has 2 exons. The record is from RefSeq and is a predicted model, not a curated record. Gene Ontology annotation, molecular function: zinc ion binding. Bases 43 to 990 code for a protein of 315 amino acids.